Messenger RNA from Nematostella vectensis (starlet sea anemone), 1715 nucleotides. Its product is annotated as transcription factor AP-4. Gene Ontology annotation, biological process: regulation of transcription by RNA polymerase II. Gene Ontology annotation, molecular function: DNA-binding transcription factor activity, RNA polymerase II-specific; protein dimerization activity; RNA polymerase II cis-regulatory region sequence-specific DNA binding. The record is from RefSeq and is a predicted model, not a curated record. Gene Ontology annotation, cellular component: nucleus. The coding region runs from base 195 to 1001 and encodes 268 amino acids. The transcript has 3 exons. NCBI's taxonomy places the organism in Eukaryota, Metazoa, Cnidaria, Anthozoa, Actiniaria, Edwardsiidae.
AAAUUUCUCCCUCGCUUCCUCGGUCACCUGAUUGGAAAAGACAGCUGUUUCCCGCCGAUUUCUCUACAAGAAGAUGUGUGCUUUGCAAAACUAGGUCCCCGACAACUAUUUGUACUGGUUUACUCACAGAAAAUCGUUCGACAAGCCAACCCUUUCAGCUUUCAGAUCCUGCAACUAACCACAAAGUCGAAAAAAUGUCCGCACACACUCGAAACACAGGCAAACGAAAAUCUCUGGACGAUAGCUUUGGAGACGAGUCUUUGAGUGAUUUUGAGUACAGGAGCGUCAGCCCUGAAUCUGAUCGUGAUCGUGAAAAACGUCUGAGGCGGGAAAUUGCAAACUCGAACGAGCGACGAAGAAUGCAAAGUAUAAAUUCUGGUUUCCAAGCGCUUCGAAUGCUAAUCCCGAAUACAGAAGGCGAGAAACUUAGUAAGGCCGCUAUUUUGCAGCAAACAUCGGAAUACAUUUUUACACUAGAGCAAGAUAAGACCAAGCUGUUACAACAAAAUACCACGUUGAAGCGUAUUUUAAGUCAAUGCGAGCGAGAGGGGUCGAUAAAAGGCGAAGGAAUUAUCCCAAGGAAACGAAAUCGCGCCGGCUCCGGGCCGGACAGUUCUGAUUUAGAAGCACGUGGUUCGAACGACAAGGAAAGACAUCAGAGAGACGAAAACUCGAACUCAAUUUACGAAGAUGAUUACGUCGAAGAGAUACAAAAAGAACUUAUUGAAUUGCGGUGUCAACUGGAGAAGGAACGGCGCCUUCGGAUAUCUUUGGAAGCACAGAAGCAGAAGUUAGAAUUUGACCUCAAUGAUAUCAAGCUGAAAACAGAAAUUAACUCGAGCAAAACACACGCUAGCGGUCAUCAAAGCCUGGAUACGAUUGUACAGGCGAUUCGGCACUUGGAAGGCAAAGAAACUGAAUGCGAUGAAACGCCAAUGAAAUACAAAUCUGAAAUGCUUGGAAGCAGCUCAGAGUUUGCAUCUAGACGGCUGAUAGUUUAGCUGUCAUUUCUUAGUGAACCAAUUUUAUACAGCUACAGCUGAUAGACUAUUGAUUCGAUUGUUACGAACCAGCAAAGCGGAACUGUAGGAAUUUGCAACAUGUACCACAGAUUUCCACGGAGAACUUUUAUACCCACAUUUUAAGCCACGGAAUAGUUUCAUUAUUGUAGUGAUGCACAUUUUGAAGCGCUUGUUUUUACAUAUUUAUUAUAUUGUAAAUAAGGACAAGAUCAAAUCCAGUUUUAAAUCACAUGACUUUUUUAGCACUUUGGCAUAAUAAUUGUAAAAAGUUAAUAUAUAGAUAUACAUAAUUCAGAAAAUUGGUACUAAUUGGUCAUGUAGUUUUUAUGUAAACAGCAUUUAGAAACGUAGCUGUGUAAAACAGAACAAAUUAAGGGAUCUUGUUAAAGUUAAAAAUAUCAAAAUUAUUUUGGAAUGAUCAUAUAUUCUUAUAUUGGGCUUAAUAUCUACAAAUAAAAUACUUAGAUCAUCUCUUUAUUUCUAGUUUCUUUACCAAAUUGGCCCUUGAACCAGCUCCUUUCAUGAAUUUUUUUUACCUUAAAAGAUCCCUUAUGGAAAAUGAUUUGUCUGUAUUUCAUUUUUUCAUUUACAUGUAUUUGAGGUUCAAAAGGCUGUAUGCAUAUUCCAGCCUUUUUAAAACGAAUGUAAAAAGAAGUGUACAGUCUAUAAAUUAUUAAAACAAAUGCUUGGUUA